AUGCCUGCAUUCCAGUCUAAAACAUUUCGCCGGGCGACCACCGCAUCCUCUUCUUUCGGAGAACGGCUCGGAGCCCUCUACCGAACGCGCCUCUCUCGACACCCUUUUCUCCUCUUCGGACUUCCAUUUAUGGCCGUUAUUGUCGCUGGCUCAUUUGCUCUUACACCAGCCGCUGCUCUCCGCUAUGAGCGAUACGAUCGUAAAGUGCAGCAAUUGAGUCAAGACCAAGUGUUCGAACUUGGACUUAAGGGACCCGACGGGGAGGAAGGAAUCAAACGAAACCCACGCCGCAGAGUUGUCGGCGAUGAACGUGAAGAAUACUACAGACUGAUGGCAAAGGAUCUGGAUAACUGGGAACAAACACGAGUGAAGCGAUUCGAAGGCGAACCGGAUGGAAAACUUUGA
This is a messenger RNA of Penicillium waksmanii, 405 nucleotides long. Its product is annotated as cytochrome c oxidase assembly protein COX16. Gene Ontology annotation, biological process: mitochondrial respiratory chain complex IV assembly. Bases 1 to 405 code for a protein of 134 amino acids. The transcript is spliced from 2 exons. Lineage: Eukaryota; Fungi; Ascomycota; Eurotiomycetes; Eurotiales; Aspergillaceae. Gene Ontology annotation, cellular component: mitochondrial inner membrane. The record is from RefSeq and is a predicted model, not a curated record.